This is a messenger RNA of Ctenocephalides felis (cat flea), 2171 nucleotides long. RefSeq names its product peptidylprolyl isomerase domain and WD repeat-containing protein 1. Gene Ontology annotation, molecular function: peptidyl-prolyl cis-trans isomerase activity; protein binding. NCBI's taxonomy places the organism in Eukaryota, Metazoa, Arthropoda, Insecta, Siphonaptera, Pulicidae. Gene Ontology annotation, biological process: protein peptidyl-prolyl isomerization. The record is from RefSeq and is a predicted model, not a curated record.
UUGAUUUUAGCGGUUUUCCCAUCUGAUCUAUGGUUUGAAGUAUGUCAUAUACGGGCUUUACAGCAGAUAUUACUUCUAUGCUGUUUAAGUCAAAUUUGUUAGUUUUAGGUUAUGUAAAUGACAAUUGUAAAAAUAACUUGAAGUCUUGAAGAUAAUAUUUAAUCCCGUGUUUUAUCUUAUACACUUUAAUUAUGUCUGAAAUAGAAGUUAAACAACAUAAUCUAGAUAGUGAUGAUGAUAGUGAAUGGAUUGGACCAGCCCCCUCUGAAGCAUCUAAGCCGAAAAAAAGAAAAGUAUUGCAACAUGAAUUGUUAUAUUUAGAAAAUUUACCGAACUGCAGUUCCUAUGAAAGAAGUUACAUGCACAGGGAUGUUAUUACACACAUUGUAGUUACAAAGACUGAUUUUGUUGUAACUGCUAGCCAGGAUGGACAUGUUAAAUUUUGGAAGAAAAUGGAAGAAGGCAUUGAAUUUGUAAAACAUUUUCGAAGUCAUUUGUCAUCUAUUAAUGGUCUUUCAGCUAAUUGCAGUGGUACAUAUGUUUGCACAAGCUCUGUCGAUAAAUCAGUUAAAAUAUUUGAUGUUAUCAAUUUUGAUAUGAUUAAUAUGAUUCGUUUGGAGUAUGAACCGGGAUGUGUAGAAUGGAUUCAUUCUGCUGGUGAUGCUAUAUCUGCAUUAGCUGUGACAGAUUCCGCAUCUAAUAAAGUUUAUAUAUAUGAUGGGCAUGGAAGUAACACCCCAAUUCAUUCAUUUGAGAAACUACACAUGAGUACAGUUUUAUUAGUAAAGUAUAAUCCAACAUUUGAUGUAGUUAUCUCGGUUGAGAAAACUGGUAUACUAGAAUAUUGGAGUGGUCCUAAACAAGAAUAUAAAUUUCCAAGAUGUGUCCAGUUUGAAUCAAAAUUAGAUACUGAUUUGUUUGAAUUUGCUAAAAAUAAAACAUGUCCUACUAGCAUUGCUAUAUCAAACAAUGGUAUCAAGUUUGCUGCCAUUUCCAUAGAUAGAAAAAUUAGAGUGUUUAAUUUUUUAACUGGUAAACUUACAAGGAUAUUUGAUGAAACAUUGCAAGGAUUUGGUGAGUUGCAGCAAAAAAUCCAACAGCUUCCUCCAAUGGAAUUUGGAAGAAGAAUGGCACUUGAAAGAGAUUUAGAAAGAAAUGAUGCACUUAAAUAUGGAAAUAUUGUAUUUGAUGACAGUGGAUAUUUCUUAGUCUACUGUAGUAUUCUAGGUAUUAAAAUAGUAAAUCUUCAUACAAAUAGAUGUGUGAGACUACUUGGUAAAUCAGAAAAUCUACGUCCAUUACAAGUUGCUUUGUACCAAGGUCGAUCCCAAAUAAGUGCAGCUGCACCUACAAUUGAAGCACUUGGUUCUGAUAAUCCAACAUUAUCUUCAUCAAGGAAUGAUUCUACUAUAUUUUGUACUGGGUAUAGAAAAAAUCGUUUUUAUAUGUUUUCUAAACGUGAACCAAUUGAUUCUGAAGCUUCUGGGGUUCAUCAAAAUGAGCGUGAUGUAUUUAAUGAAAAACCAUCUAAAGAAGAUGUUAUUUCAGCCACAGAAUCUUUGGGAGUCCAACGAAUCUAUGAAAGUGCAAUUAUUCAUACCACUGUAGGAGACAUAUUUUUACAAUUGUUUCCUAAGGAAUGUCCCAAAAGUGUUGAAAAUUUUGGUGUUCACAGUAGAAAUGGUUAUUAUAAUGGACACAUAUUUCAUAGAGUUAUUAAAGGCUUUAUGAUACAGACUGGGGAUCCUACGGGUAAUGGAACAGGUGGAGAGAGUAUUUGGGGCAGAGAAUUUGAGGAUGAGUACCCUCGGCUCAAACAUGACAGACCAUACACACUUAGCAUGGCAAAUGCUGGUCCUUGUACAAAUGGAAGUCAAUUUUUCAUAACUUUAAUACCUACCCCUUGGUUGGAUAACAAACAUACAGUGUUUGGCCGAGUUACCAAAGGAAUGGAAGUUGUACAAAACAUUAGCAAUGCAAGAACAAAUCCUAAAACUGAUAAACCACAUGAAGACAUAUCUAUUAUUUCUAUCACAGUGAAGUAGAUAAUGCAAGGAUUAUUUUCUUAUUGACGGCAUCAACGGGAAUCUUCAACGGAACCCAUGUGUCCUCUUACGUAUUUUUAGGGUCUAUGCCAGAUGCCCACUGGUGCGAGGUACCAGAACUCUCAA